CACAAUCUCAUAAAGCUCAUAAUAUAUACUUUUAAAUGGCUGAAUCUUUUAGCUUUAAUCAUCAUUUCGUCACAUCUCUUCUAGUAACCAUUAUCAUAACCAUGCUCAAGUCGGUUAAUACAACAACAACAAACACAGAGUUUGUAAAAUCAUCAUGCACAUUCACAACAUACCCAAGACUCUGUGUCCAUUCACUCUCAACUCAAUCCAGUCUCAUCCAAACCAGCCCUAAGCUCAUGGCUCACGCGGCUCUCAACAUCACGUUAGCCUCGGCUAAAACCACGUCAGCAAUGAUGGUGCGUCUCUCGAGUAGUAGUCGGCUCAAGCCGAGAGAAGUCUCGGCCAUGAGAGACUGCGUCGAGGAGUUAGGUGACACGUUGGAGGAGCUUAGAAAAUCGAUUGGUGAGAUGGGUCAGCUAAGUGGUUCGAACUAUGAGGUCUACAUGAGUGAUAUUCAGACUUGGGUUAGCGCGGCUCUAACUGAUGAGAACACGUGCACGGAAGGAUUUGAAGGAGAUGACAUGAACGGGAAGGUUAAGGUCUUGGUUAGAGGGAGGAUUUUGGUUAUUGCUCAUUUAACGAGUAAUGCGUUAGCUUUGAUUAAUCAUUUUGCUUCUAUUCAUGGCUAGAUAGACAUAUGUAUUUAGUUUCUGUUUUUGAAAUGUUAUGUUGAUUUUUGUGUGUAUAACAAAUAGUAAAAAUACAAUACAUGUGCUCGCCUGUGUAUACAAUGUAUGUGUAAGAUUUCUGAAUCAUUAUGUACCAGAUAAAGUGUGUUCCUUAUAAAAUUGAUUUCUAAAGAUUUUCC
Messenger RNA from Eruca vesicaria subsp. sativa (arugula), 808 nucleotides. The record is from the annotation of a GenBank genome assembly. Lineage: Eukaryota; Viridiplantae; Streptophyta; Magnoliopsida; Brassicales; Brassicaceae.